CGCUACUGAAGUUAAUGAGUUUGGUGCAAAUUUUAACACAUGAGCACGAAUGCUACGCGCAACGUUCAUCGUGAAAUAAAUUGCCGCACAUUCCGUUCUGUUUCUGCCCGUCUGAACGCACCUGUGGACACGGCAACCUGGACCAGCCCCAGAUAUACACAUAUUUUGUUUUUGUUAGGGAAAACUUGAUAAAAGUUAUAGGUGUUGUGUCGCGUGGCUGAAUACACUACCUAUGGUACAAAGUUGUUUAUUCACGUUCGUUUUCUUUGUAAACACUUGGCGUUGUUUUACUGGCGGUUUAUUAGGGCGUUAACUGAAGGCGGGUUCGGAUAAAAUCACAACGCCUCUCUUAUUUCACAAAACCAGUUUCGACAGUUUAGCAUUUCUCCCUCUGUUUGCUGAAGUAGGUAUAUGCCCUGAUACCAGGACUGGCCGAUCCGGUGCGUAUUAGAUUUCAGAGUGAGAGAGACUUGGGCACAAAAGUAAGCAGGUGAAACAGUCAAGUAGACCUUCUAUGUGGGUAUUUCGAGGGCGUCUUAUUCACUAAACAGCGAAACGUCAUGUCUAGUGCAAAGAUUAAAGAGAGCAACACUUCGAUACUUCACAGAAAGACAGAGUGAGGAGAAAAUCAGAGGUAUUACAUCAAAUUCAGCGAUAUAUUGAUAUAUUUUAAGAAGAGGACUCUCCCUCCAGACACCAUGUCUGUGUUAUACUCAGUGCCGGAAGAGAUAGAUAACUCCAGAGAGGCACUCCAUGGAGACGGUAGACCAUUUGUGGCAUCGGUCAUGGUCAACAACCCUCCCACCGGCGGUCGAAGGCCGACUCUUCAUCGCACAGGAGGAUGCGAAAGGACACAUUCUAUUCGUUCUCUCCCAGGGGACUUCACAAACCGGUUAGAAUAAUGAAACGGAAUGUCCAGACUGAAGGUCAGCCUUUUGUAGCUUCGGUGAUGGUGGACCAGUCUUCCGCGGACGACAACUUCGACAGACGUAAGCCAACCCUUCGGUUCGUCGGUGGAUGCGAGAGGUCCGAUUCUAUUCGCUCUCUUCCUGGCGACCUUUACAGAGAAGUGCCGUACAGGGGCAAUAGGGAGAUUCAACCCAGUCGACCUAUCGUCGAUUCGGCGGCGAUAGCUCCAGAUCUUUCCUGGGAGCCUCACCACUACGUCCAUAGGAACGACAGACGAGAGAGGCCUUCGUCAGUUUAUUCGCUUCCCGUUUUACGUCACUUUUCUCCCGGACGUCAUUUAGAUGAACACGACUAUGACACUCGCUCUCUCCAGCUUCCCCGCAAAGAGUUUAGAGCGGCCUUCGGUAAUAAACACAUCUAUCGCGGUGACAAUGGUUACUCAGAAUCUAGAUCAUCCAUCCAAUCUUUACCUGUAACUUUUUCCAAACCUGUUGUAUCUAUGCACGAUGGGGAACAUAGCAGUGAAGCUUUGCCAGCGAUAUUUCUUGAAGAUAAGGGUUACGUGCCAACUGUCGAGAGUUCAGUUUACCCUGUGAAGCAAAACAAAAACAUUGAUUAUCAGCGUCAAGUAGAAAAGGAACCUUCGAUGCCAUUAAAGAGACGUUGUCUAUGCACGCCCUGUGUGGUGAUACUGGUGGUAAUUGUGCUAAUGCUCCUGGUGGCCCUCACUUUUAUCACAACUGUCGCAUUUUCAAAGAUAAACGGUGUCACAACUUCUAAAGAUUUAAUAGACUCUUUGGGACUGGAAGAAAUUCCAAAUAAAGGUGGUUGGUUUAAGGCAACAUGGCGGGCGACAGCAAAAAUGUCGUCUGCUGGGGACGAGAAGGCCACUGGAAGCGCCACCUAUUAUAUGCUACGAGACAGGGAUAUAACAGAAUGGCGGCGUCUUAGUUCAGAUGAGGUGUGGUUUCAUCACUGCGGAGAUAACGUCGUGAUUCACACACUGUCUCACUCCACUGUGAACAAGCAUACCACAUACAUACUUGGGGACCACGCAGUGGACACGCGUGCGCAGUUCCAAAUGCCGAUUUCAAGAUACACGUGGUUUGCUGCUGAACUCGUUAAUAAGGAUAGUGGGUCUUACGCUCUGAUGAGUGUUGUUUCAUCUCCAGGUUACGAUCCCCAGGAGGUUGUCUACGGUAACAGGACUUACUUGUCCACUCUUUUCCCAGAUACAGAGAGUCAGACAUUUAUACGAAAACUCACUCGGAACUAG
Molecule: messenger RNA, 2185 nt
Organism: Lingula anatina
Lineage: Eukaryota; Metazoa; Brachiopoda; Lingulata; Lingulida; Lingulidae
Cellular component (GO): intracellular anatomical structure
Source: RefSeq, a predicted model, not a curated record